UUUUUCUGGCUAACAAAUAAUGAGAUUGUUGGUCCUCCUCUUCCUCCUCCUCCUCCUCCUCCUCCUCCUCCUCCUCCGUGCACUGAGGUCUUGCACAGGCAGCACCCGGCUGUUGGACCUCAAACUGCUUCCCACAGAGCCAACAGAGGGAGUUCAGGGAGGAGUUGUGCCGGCUGCUUUGGAUUCUUUCAGCAGAGACAUGAGACUGGAGAUGAGCCGGCGCUGAGACAAACAGACAUGGACAAACAGAAAGUUCUAGCUAAGCUGAUCUGGGACCUGCAGUCCUUCCUGACGGUUCUGGACUCAGAGAACCUGAGCUACAUCGCUCAGGCUCAGAAGAAAUCGAUCUCAGAGCUUCUUUCCAAACUGCAGACUCCAGACGCUCCAGUGGAGGACGCGGAGUACAUGGUGAUGAGCUGUCCAUCGUCGUCUCCAAGCAACGAGCAUGUGGACGCCCCGGGGACAGAAGGAGUUUGGUCUUCAGAGCUGGUCUCACAGCAGGACCCGUCCGCCUGGCUCAGGAACAGGAUGCAGGGCCCCACCGUUCCUCCUCACCCCCCCGGUGGGCUUGCGGGUGAUGAUGAUGAGGAUACCUACGAGGAGGCAGAACCUUACGUACCGGCAGAAAGCACUGUGUCCAACACAGAGAGGGCGGAGUCAGAGAGCAGCCACUAUGAGUCGUAUGGUGAGGAAGAUGAUGAUGAUGAAGGAGAUAGUCUGGUGAAGGACAGAGCACACUAUAUCCAGUGGAGCACCUCACAGAUCUGUCUGCGGCCCGCUCCAGAGUCCCGCCUCUGUGGAUACCUGUGGAGGAGGAGGUGGCUCGGACAGUGGAGCAAACAGCUCUUCAUCAUCAAGAAUGACAUGCUGCUGUGUUAUAAAUUUGCUCGGGACCUGCUGCCCCAGCUGGAGUUGAACCUUCAUGGCUGUCAGUCCUUUUAUAAGUCCAAGAGCCACGCCAAGAUCCAGCACCAGCUCAAACUGGUCCCAGUGGGCUCAGAGUCUCUGGUUCUGGGCUACAGCAGCUUCCAGCAGGCUGACGAGUGGAGAAGGGUGAUAGAAGAGGUGAGCACCGAAGGUGAGGUGGAGACGCAGAGCUUCUCCUCUCUCAGUAAAUCGGAUCAGCGGCUGUCUUGCAGGUCCAGCGAAGUCCAGACUGACUCUGAUGAGGAGAAACUUUCAGCUUUCCAUGACACCAACAAAGAUAAAGGGUUCCUGAAUGUUCUGAUGAACUGUCAGUGGCAGAACUUACUGUGUCAGGUUGAGGGUGGAGUCCUCAACAUGUUCGGAGAGGACAUUGAGAAACAGGAGGAAGGGGAGAGGCGGUCGCCUCAGUACACGGUCCAACUCAGAGGCUGCGAGGUCGGAGCUGGGGCAGACAAAGGCCACGCCAACAGGAUCUCACUGAGCAUGCUCGGUGACCAGGUAGCUGUGCUGGAGGUGAGCUCAUCAGAGGAAAAACAAAAAUGGCUGAAGCUGUUGCAGGACGGGGCUGCUGGUCAUGGUUGUCCAGACAAAAACACUCAGGAGCAAACAGGAACUGCCCUGAGCGGCCUGCAAACUCGCAGAUUUCCCGCCUCCAACACCUACAUGGACGAUCCCUUCUGCCUGAGCAGAACCAUCAGAAACCAGCCCGUCUACUCCAACUCCUCCUUAUUGGAACCCAUGCUUCACAGCUCUCAGGAUUCAGUUCACCGUAACUCCAUGUCCUCCAGGGACUCUGUGACCUACAGCAACACGGUUCUAAGCGGCGGCAGCAACACAAAGGCAGCAGCAGUGCAGCGCGACGUCCAGAAACUGAAGCUGGUUGACGCACCGACGGUGCAGCUGAGAACCGGUUCUGAAGCCAACCUGGUGUCCGCUGUGAGGCGAAACAAACGCACCUCCUUCAGGCAGUCUCUGGCCAUCUGCACUGAGCGUGCUCAGGCGGGUUUCCUGAACCCUUUGCUGCGACGGACGGCCUCCGCUAAAAACUCGCUGCGGCGAGCUCCUUCGGCGCUCUUCAUUGAACACGGAAAGGUUUUCCAAAGGAAAAAGGAAUGGGAGACCAAAGCUGCAGCCUGAUGUCCUCCAUCAGGUCCACCAUCUACAGCCUGACAGGAAAAUCAGCGUCACUAAAAGGCCUCGGAGAAGCUCUCUGCUCGGAUUGGUCACUUGGACUUAAACACCGUUUUUACACACCGAAGAAACCAGGUUUUCUCUUUAAGGGAUUUUCAGAUUCAAAUGUUCAUUUUCCUCAGGAUCAGAAAAACCUUCAACUUUUCUUGAGCGCGUCCCUUUAAGGCCGCCGUCCAUCUACUUCUGAUUGGAGAAUAUUUAAAUCCCAGUGAGGAGCUGGGAACAGAUGAUUACUGGGAACACUGAUUAGCGAUGAACAGAGGCUAACGGCCCCGGCUGCCAUGGGCCCCGGCUGCCAUGGGCCCCGGCUGCCAUGGGCCCCGGCUGCCAGGGGCCCCGGCUGCCAUGGGCCCCGGCUGCCAGGGGCCCCACAGGGACACAUGAAUAAACCUCUACUUGUGCUGGUACGUAUUCGGCACAUAAUACAGAAAUGUUCCAAACGGUGAUAAAUGCUAAUGCUAGUCAAUAACAGGAACCUGAUGCUGUUGGUUAAAGAGGGUAUGGCAACCCCAUUAAUUAU
Cyprinodon tularosa is the source of this 2638-nucleotide messenger RNA. RefSeq names its product actin filament-associated protein 1-like 2. Gene Ontology annotation, molecular function: SH2 domain binding; SH3 domain binding. NCBI's taxonomy places the organism in Eukaryota, Metazoa, Chordata, Actinopteri, Cyprinodontiformes, Cyprinodontidae. The coding region runs from base 238 to 2064 and encodes 608 amino acids. The record is from RefSeq and is a predicted model, not a curated record. The transcript is spliced from 16 exons. Gene Ontology annotation, biological process: positive regulation of DNA-templated transcription; regulation of interleukin-6 production; positive regulation of interleukin-8 production. Gene Ontology annotation, cellular component: cytosol.